AGAGCUCAGGCCCAAAACUAUUUUGAUCUGCUUCAGAAUCAGAAGCCCAUUAAAGAUGAUUGUAUUUCAGUAUCUGUUCCAGGCGAGGAGCGAAGAGGCAACAGAACAGCCGGAGCAGAAGAAGAAGAAGCUAGAAGGGUCGACAAUGUCGCAGCAAGCGGUGCAGAAGAACACACUCUACGUCGGAGGACUAGCGGAGGAAGUAAACGAGUCCAUCCUGCAUGCUGCCUUUAUCCCCUUCGGUGACAUAAAGGACGUCAAGACGCCUUUAGAUCAGGCCACGCAGAAACACCGCUCCUUUGGCUUCGUCACCUUCUUGGAGAAAGAGGACGCCGCAGCCGCCAUGGACAAUAUGGACGGCGCCGAGCUCUAUGGCCGGGUACUGACAGUCAACUACGCACUGCCGGAGCGUAUCAAGGGCGGUGAGCAGGGAUGGGCAGCUCAGCCAAUUUGGGCGGAUGCCGACACAUGGUUUGAGCGUCAGCAGCAAGAGGAGGAAAUGCAACGUAUUCAAGCAGAGAACCGCGCUGCGAUGCAGGCUGCAGAGGAGUUGCAUAGAAAGAAAAUGGCCGAGGAACAAGAAGGAGAAAAGGAGGAUGAAACAGAGACAAGGAAUGACCCAAUGGCGAGGGCUGAAGCAGAGGUCUUAAAACAGAAUAGCUAACUCAUGGUUGCCAUCAAGCUAAGCAGAAAAAAUGCAGGGAAUACUCAUAUUCCUAUUCUUCAUAUAGAUUUUACUUCUCUUAAAAUGAAUCCUUGUACCAUAUAUAACGGCUUGCAUGGUUGGGUGAACAGAAUACUCUGCCUUUACAUCAUUAAAGUGGAACUACUGUUGUUUCAGAUACAUCCUGAGUCUUUAGGUGAGACUCAUGAAUUUAAUUUCAUUUCUCUCAAAAUCAGGAUCCAUAGAUUAAACUGGUCUUUCAUGCAUGGAAGAUCACUUAAUUUAGAAGUUCAGAAAUACAGGGAAAACAAGAGAAGGAAGAUGGUAGUUGUUUCCAGCUUCAUCAUAAAUGAGAAACCUGUUAACAUGGCAUUAUGUUUCUUCCUCUUUUAAGGUUGU
This is a messenger RNA of Rubroshorea leprosula, 1063 nucleotides long. The record is from the annotation of a GenBank genome assembly. NCBI's taxonomy places the organism in Eukaryota, Viridiplantae, Streptophyta, Magnoliopsida, Malvales, Dipterocarpaceae.